Molecule: messenger RNA, 943 nt
Organism: Betta splendens (Siamese fighting fish)
Lineage: Eukaryota; Metazoa; Chordata; Actinopteri; Anabantiformes; Osphronemidae
Gene: snrpb
Product: small nuclear ribonucleoprotein polypeptides B and B1
Exons: 7
Coding region: 158-880 (240 amino acids)
Biological process (GO): mRNA splicing, via spliceosome
Cellular component (GO): U2-type prespliceosome; U1 snRNP; U2 snRNP
Molecular function (GO): RNA binding
Source: RefSeq, a predicted model, not a curated record
UGUGAUGGGGUGGGUGAAUUUAUGUGAGACGCGCCGUCCUACUGCGUCACUUCCUUUGAGUGUCUAAUAAAAUCAGGUCUGGCGGGAGCGGCGCUAGACAAUUAUUUGGGUUUGUUUGGUGAAUCAGCAAAGAAUCGGAGCCAUCAGAACCGCAAACAUGACUGUAGGAAAGAGCAGCAAGAUGCUGCAGCACAUCGACUUCAGGAUGAGGUGCAUCCUGCAGGACGGACGCAUCUUCAUCGGCACUUUUAAGGCCUUUGACAAGCACAUGAACCUGAUCCUGUGUGACUGUGAUGAGUUCAGGAAGAUAAAACCAAAAAACUCAAAGCAGCCAGAGCGGGAAGAAAAAAGGGUUCUGGGUCUGGUUCUGCUGAGGGGUGAGAACCUGGUCUCUAUGACAGUAGAGGGUCCACCCCCUAAAGAUACUGGCAUUGCCCGUGUGCCGUUGGCGGGCGUGGCUGGGGGUCCAGGUGUGGGUCGUGCAGCAGGUCGUGGAGUUCCUGCGGGGGCUCCGAUGCCUCAGGCUCCUGCAGGACUUGCAGGGCCCGUCAGAGGAGUGGGUGGCCCCUCACAACAGGUAAUGACCCCUCAGGGCAGGGGUACAGUUGCUGCUGCUGCAGCAGGAGCGAGCAUUUCUGGGGCUCCGACACAGUACCCACCUGGACGAGGAGCCCCACCUCCAAUGGGACGAGGAGCCCCACCUCCAGGUAUGAUGGGUCCUCCACCUGGCAUGCGCCCCCCCAUGGGUCCUCCAAUGGGAAUGCCCCCUGGUCCAGGUCGAGGAGCUCCGAUGGGAAUCCCCCCCCCGGGCAUGAGGCCUCCACCCCCAGGCAUGAGGGGACCGCCCCCUCCUGGCAUGAGGCCUCCACCUCGACCCUGAAGAAGCACCGCCCUAAAGGCUGUUGUAUAGGUUUUUUUUAAUUGUGUUUUUUUUUGUUUUUUU